UUCGAUUAUCCGCAGAAUCCAUUUCUCAACAUCGACAUUGGCAACAUAAUCGUGCGGCGAGAAUGCCUUGUCCACGAUUGGCGUAUAAUGGUGUACGACGCUGUCUCUGCCAAGCAACUUAUAGGCCUCAUUCACUAAGAAUCCUGAGCUUAGCAGGGCCAGGGCGAUGGCCUCUAUAUCUAAAAACAGUCCAAAAUCGCCAAUAUGGGACCGACAUAGCCAAGGACAACAAAAGCACAGCUUUUAUCGAUAAUGAUAAAUUAUUGAGUUCAUUUCAUGAUGAACUUGACCAGGCCAUGUCUUCGGACUCUGGAGAGAAGACGGGAUCGUUGAAUGCGUUCUUUCAAGAACAUGAGCACGGGCAAGCUCAGCAAAAGAGUAUAGAGACGGGGCAACAUGUUUAUCAACCAGCCAAGCUAGAAGGCCGAAACCCAGCCCUGGCUAAAGUGUUGCCAGACUUGAAUACCGUAUCAAUACCAGUGAUGGUUGACGCCCUCAGGCGGUUACGGAUGCCACAAGAAGAAGGCAAUUCUAGUCUCCCUACCAACAGAUAUCUAAGAAUCCUGAAUAUCGUUAGAUUUCUUCUCAGACACCGCAACUAUCCCCCCGAUGCUUUGAUCUAUGAGAGCCUGAUGACUGCUAUGGCUGACCCAAGGGGGUCUAGCAAAGGAGUUCGCAAAUUAUUGGACGAUAUGACUUUUCAAAAUGUCCCGCUUACUGCGGAUAUUUGCUACCUUGCUCUCGAAGCUCUCAGUGUACACCCAGACUAUAUCCUGCGGCAAGAAGUUGUGCAGAUAAUGGAGCAGCACUGGUUCGAAUUCACGAUGCCUGUCAAGCAAAUCAUUGCCGUGGCAAUGUUACGAGAAGGCCAGUUUGAAAUGGCCUUGAGUAAAUUCGACCAGCUUUUAGAAGAUCCAGGGCAUGUGGAUCUUUGGGUCUAUGAUAUCUUUAUUCUGGAGUUUGGUAGAGAAGGUUUCUUUGACGAAAUGCUUCAAAUCCUGCAGAAGCGAAAAUUUGCUCGUGGUUCUGACAGUGCUUUCAGAAGUAUCCAGCUGAUGGCCUUGGACAUGUUCAGCCAGGGCUUCCACUAUGAAGGAACAACUUUCGUAUGGCGAGACGUUGUCAAUAUCCCAAUUCACAGCCCUUCAUAUGGUAUUCUUGAGAAUGUUUUGGCCACUGGGGCCAGGCACGGUGACACUGAACUCGCCAGUCAAGCUCUUCAGAAGCUGGCGAUUCAUGGCAAGCCUCGCCAGCAGCAUAAUGAUGCUAUGCUGGAAGCGUUCGCUAAUUCGGGGGAUGUUACCGGUGCGCUUACACUUUUGAAUCUGCAACAGAACAACGGACGCCUCCUUCUUCGAGAAACCACAAUGCCCGUUCUACGGGCCUUACUCAAGAACCGCAAUCUUAUUAGCGAAGCUGAGGCUGCUAUUCAAAGCAUACGCAAAGAGGGGCCUGUUCCUCAGCAAGUCCUUAUGGUCACGAUCGAGGCUCUGGCUCGAACCCGAACUUCAGAAGCGGCUAUGCACCUGUUCAAUGACAUGCACCUCCUCACCGGGAAAAGUCCCCGAUUGUCAGACAUUGGACUUCUUCUUCGUCAUGCUAGCCAAACGAAGACGCAGUAUGACCUUGCAGUGGCUUACAAUUCCGAACUCUCCAAGAUUGAUACCACCCCGGUGUCAGUAGGGAAUGAGAAUUCUAAAAAGGAUCAAGGCAAUGAUGAUGCCACAGUCCCCGAGACGUGGAUGGAUCAAGUCGAAGCGGGCCCCGCCUUUGACGUGAUAAUCCCAGCAUGCGCACAGAUGGGCGAUUUUGACCUAGCCUUCAAGUUUAUUGACUAUGCCAAGAAUGCAUCGCCCGAUUUCCCUGCCUGGAGGUCUGCAAGUUGGGUUGAGCCAUUCAUCAAGCUGGCCCUUGAUGCAGAGCACCCUCGGGUGUGGGAGAUUGUCGACCUAUUGGACCAGGGCCAAGAUGCGCCAGCUAUGAUGAUACGAAAGGAGCUUCAACGACGGCGCAUUCAGAAGAGAGCAAGCAGUUGAUAAAAUGCCAUGUUGCAUAAGUCAACAGACAUCAGCUCAAGAAUGAGACUCUAGGGCCAAGAAUGCACCGGAAAGAGACUAUUACGUUACAUUAUCGUAUCCAGUCUCUGGUUGCACUUCAGGGUCAGCAUUAAACGAUGUCGAACCUAUCAACUAGCUACUGUGUGUAUUUGAGCUUAUCGUCAAGCAGGCCAGCUGUUGUGCGUGAGCGUCAAUGACGUGACGAACAUAAUAAUGCGACCUCUGAGCUUUCAUGUCUGGCCUUGAAGUGUCAUUGCAGUAAGCAAGGUCCCGGGCUAUCCGAUGUAUUUGUAUUUUGGCUUUAGAAUGAUUCUUAUCAGGCCGGGGAGCGGGCGCCGAUCGUUGAGUAGCUGGGGCGUUUGGGCCUCAGUCAGUGAGAUAUAAGGUCCUACCAGCUCCAUGAAAGCUGUUGGCUGUUAUGGUGUGAAGGGCUUAGAUAUUGUUGGGGUACGGAGUAUAUAAGAAGAGAUUUCACUGUUCGGCCGAAAAAGGACGAGUACAAUGAGUCACACGAAAUGGUAUACACAUAUUCAAUCUCCGUUUUGAAAGCAACGAUCGCAAUUCA
This is a messenger RNA of Fusarium verticillioides 7600, 2622 nucleotides long. RefSeq lists its product as hypothetical. NCBI's taxonomy places the organism in Eukaryota, Fungi, Ascomycota, Sordariomycetes, Hypocreales, Nectriaceae. The record is from RefSeq and is a predicted model, not a curated record. Gene Ontology annotation, molecular function: protein binding. The transcript has a single exon. Bases 63 to 2036 code for a protein of 657 amino acids.